Molecule: messenger RNA, 1531 nt
Organism: Botrytis sinoallii
Lineage: Eukaryota; Fungi; Ascomycota; Leotiomycetes; Helotiales; Sclerotiniaceae
Exons: 4
Coding region: 332-1531 (399 amino acids)
Biological process (GO): polysaccharide catabolic process
Molecular function (GO): cellulase activity
Source: RefSeq, a predicted model, not a curated record
CAUUCGAGAACAAGAUCAAAGGUGGGAUAAGCGAUGCUUUAGAUAUAUAAUUUGAUCUUAUCGAAUGGUCUGGUCUUUAAAUUGUUCGUGUGGGCAGGCCAUUCUGAAGAUCUCGCCGGUGGGUAAGGCUUGCAUGGAGGGAUCUUGGCCGUGAGGGAUUGCUGGUGAUUCGAAGUAGGGAUAACUACAAGGAAGUAUAGUACAAGGAGAUUUGAACGGUACUUGGCUCCUUGAUUCAAAUCCACUCACUUACCAUCCACGCUCAUUUAUUUCCAUUCUUCGAUGUCUUCCCUGUCCAUUUAGGCCAUUAAAUUCAACAUAAAAUUACAAAAUGAUUGCACAAAUUCGUAAUACCGCAGCUCUGGUAGCUCUCACAUCUGCCGCCAGCGUUCUGGCUCGCCCUCAUUUCAGUACCCGAGCCACUCAAGCAUCAACCGAUCUUUGCGGCGAUUAUGAUUAUCUCAUUUUAAACAAUUCGCCAUGGAUUGUGUAUAACAUGUUGUACAAUGCAAAUCAGAUCGUGGGAAGUCAGUGUACAUAUUAUGAUAGUAUGAUUACAGGGAGUGAUGGGACUGCUGAGGUGAAGUGGAACAGUGAGACGGAUAUCACUUAUGUUGAGAGCACAAACAAUGUUCCUAAAGGGUAUUCUUUCGUCGGCCUGACCCAGAAUUUGGAAACCCCUCUCACAGGCAUCGCUUCCAUUCCUACAACCUACACCUGGACACGCUCCAACACAACCGCCUUCAAAGGAAACGUCUGCUACGAUUUCAUGACCAACGAUGUUAAAGGUGACUCUACAUCGAGCUCCUCCCAGGAACUCAUGCUCUGGCUCCAAUAUCAAGGUGGUCAAUUACCUAUUGGAUGGGCUGAUGGAAGCGUAGCUACCAUUGACAAUUUAUUUGGUACAAGCUGGGAUUUGUAUCAGGGUGUUAAUGAAGAUACGGGUAUUACGGUUAGCAGUAUGUUGCCAAAAACACAGUUUGAGGGAACCUUUGAGGGUGAUUUGAGAGAGUGGUUGGUUGCGCUUGUAGGACAAGGUCUCUUUACUGAGAGUACUUAUGUUAACGUUGGAAAUGCUGGUACCGAAUUCUUUUACGGAAACGCAAUCAUGAACGCAACCCUUGGUCUCCAAAUCGAUCUCGGUACAGCCACCUCUGCAGCAGUUAAAUUAGCAGCUGUUUCUUCAGCAUCUUCAAGUGCAAGCCAAAUCGCUUCUACUUCAGCGGCAAUCGUUCCAUCAAAUAGCUCAUCAGUCGUUGCUAUUACUACCUCCGCUUCAUCUGCACAAGCAUCAACCAGCACCUCCUCCAUUGCGGCUGUAUCUACAUCAGCAAAGUCAAGCACAAAGUCUCACCAUGUAGCUACUCCUGCAGCACCAGUUAUUGAGGGAUCUACUAUCGCUUCUGCCUCUGUAGCAACAUCAACCAGUAUAGCUGCUAGCUCGGUUGCUGGUAUUGAAACCUCUGUUUCCAGUGCUGCUGUUGCUGCUCCAACUUCGGCUGAUGAAGGAGAUGAUGAGUGUGAAGUCUAA